GGUUACGGCCCGGCCACUCCUCUCUCGGCCGCCGGCAAAGCCUUUUGCGCCGCCUACGCCCCCGUGGGGGUCUCGGCCACCAUGGCCCUGCUGGCGGCCACCGCCCGCCGCCUGGGCAACCCCUUGGCCGAACGGCCCCGCCGCUACCUCCGGAGCCGCUGGGGCUUCAGCCGGCGCGGCGCCGCCCGCGCCCACCUCCUGGCGCUGCUGGGGGCCACGGCGGGGGGCCUGGUGCUCCUCCCCGCCGCCGCCUUCUGCCUCCUGGAAGGCUCUUGGACCUUCCUGGACGCCGUCUACUUCUGCGUCAUCUCCCUCUGCACCGUCGGCCUGGGCGACCUCGUGCCGGCCGAGGAGCCGCCGCCGCCGCGGCGGCCGGUGAGGCAGCUCUACCAGGUGGCUGUAGCCGUUUACCUCAUACUGGGCGUGACGGGCUUCCUGCUGCUGGCGCAGACCUUCCGCCACGUGGCCGAGCUCCACGGCCUCCCUGGGGCCGCCGCGCCGGACGACGGCGCCGACCCCGACGACGAAGGCGCCGCGUU
Neopelma chrysocephalum (saffron-crested tyrant-manakin) is the source of this 539-nucleotide messenger RNA. Its product is annotated as potassium channel subfamily K member 6-like. Gene Ontology annotation, molecular function: potassium ion leak channel activity. The record is from RefSeq and is a predicted model, not a curated record. The annotation marks the transcript as partial. The transcript has 2 exons. Gene Ontology annotation, cellular component: membrane. Gene Ontology annotation, biological process: potassium ion transmembrane transport; stabilization of membrane potential. NCBI's taxonomy places the organism in Eukaryota, Metazoa, Chordata, Aves, Passeriformes, Pipridae.